This is a messenger RNA of Penicillium waksmanii, 1167 nucleotides long. Its product is annotated as replication factor C subunit 2. Gene Ontology annotation, molecular function: ATP hydrolysis activity; DNA clamp loader activity; ATP binding. Gene Ontology annotation, cellular component: DNA replication factor C complex; nucleus. NCBI's taxonomy places the organism in Eukaryota, Fungi, Ascomycota, Eurotiomycetes, Eurotiales, Aspergillaceae. Gene Ontology annotation, biological process: DNA repair; DNA-templated DNA replication. The transcript is spliced from 4 exons. Bases 1 to 1167 code for a protein of 388 amino acids. The record is from RefSeq and is a predicted model, not a curated record.
AUGACCUCGACGUUCUUCAACAAUAAGGCCCGUGCUGCCGCUGUUUCGAGCAGCUCAAAGGCCAAGACCGAGACCAAGGAAGACACCACGCGGCAACAGCCCUGGGUUGAGAAAUAUCGACCAAAGACACUAGACGAUGUCGCCGCCCAAGACCAUACCACUAAGGUGCUGCAACGCACCCUUCAAGCAUCCAACCUCCCACACAUGCUCUUCUACGGACCCCCCGGAACAGGAAAAACCUCCACUAUCCUCGCCCUCGCCAAAUCCCUCUUCGGCCCCGCACUCUAUCGUUCUCGUAUCCUAGAACUAAACGCCUCCGAUGAGCGCGGCAUCGGCAUCGUCCGUGACAAAGUCAAGAACUUCGCUCGUGCGCAGCUCUCCCAACCAACCGGUCUAGACGCCGCUUACCUCGCGCAACACCCUUGCCCACCAUUCAAAAUCAUCAUCCUCGAUGAGGCGGACAGUAUGACCCAGGACGCGCAGUCUGCCCUGCGCCGCACGAUGGAAACGUAUAGUCGCAUUACGCGAUUCUGCCUCGUCUGCAACUAUGUCACGCGCAUUAUUGAGCCGUUGGCGAGUCGAUGCAGUAAGUUUCGGUUCAAGUCGCUAGAUAAUUCGGCGGCUGGGGUGCGGUUGGACAAUAUUGCGCGUAUGGAGAAUUUGAAGUUAGAAGAUGGUGUUGUUGAGACGCUUAUUCGGUGCGGUGAGGGUGAUUUGCGUCGGGCGAUUACUUAUCUUCAGAGUGCGGCGCGUCUUGCUGGGGCUGCGAAGUCCGGUGGGAAGGAUGCGGAUGAGGAUGCUGAAAUGACGGACGCUGGGGCUGACCAGGGAAUUAUUACUGUGCGCAGUAUUGAGGAGAUUGCGGGUGUUAUUCCUGAUUCUAUUCUGGAUAGCCUGGUACAGGCUAUGCAGCCGAAGGGCGGUGCGUCGGCGUUCGAUGCUGUCUCUACUGUCGUGACCGAUCUUGUGGCGGAUGGAUGGAGUGCUACGCAGCUUGUUGGUCAGCUGUACCGACGAGUUGUCUUCACCGAGACCAUUCCGGAUAUCCAGAAGAAUAGAAUCGUUCUAGCUUUCUCCGAAAUGGACAAGCGACUUGUUGACGGUGCAGACGAGCACUUGUCUGUUUUGGAUUUGACACUUCGCAUUGCUGGUAUCCUGCGUGGUUGA